GCCCUCCGACGGCUCCCGGCGAGGGCCACACUUCCCCUAGCAUCCUGCCGCCAUGGAGCUGGGGCAGGUGCCGCUGCUCUUCUCCCGCCUGCCCAUGUUCCCCUUCUUCGACCUGGCGCACUACAUGGCCUCCGUCAUGGCGCUGAAGGAGCAGCGGGGCCCGCUUCUCCUUGUCCUAAGCGUAGAGACCGCCUUGUGUUAGCGUAGCCACCUGUGGAGUGACUUCGGGCUGGUAACCGUGCAGGAAACGGAGCUGGCGUUGUGGGCUGUGCGGAGCUGACCGGGAGCUGCAGCGCUCUGUUUGCUUACUGAGAGCUCAUUCUUUGGUCACUUGUGAAGCGUGUCAAGGUGAAUGUUUGCUUCCUGCUGAGUAAGUGCACUUAGCGGGCUGUAAAGGCCAACGUAAAGUGCUGGCAUCUUCACCACGGCUUGUUGCUAGAGCUCAAGUUGUUUCUGGGUGCCAACAUGCAGCACUUCAAAACAUUUCUGCAACUUAAAGAGGAACUUUCCAUCCAAAGGUGGUUAUAAUGCACUGCCUAUAGCCUUUUGCAACGAACACCUGUGGGAGGAGCUGAAGGAUAGGAGUUGCCCCACCGCGCUCAUGUUGAGCGUAGUGCAGCUUCAGUGGCACGUCACCUCAGGGCAGCAGAAGUGAUGGAAGACACAGCACCUGGAGUGGCUUCCUUUCCUUCAGUCAGUAACCUUGCCAAACACCUGGUGAGGUGGAGGAAGCUUUCUUUUCAUUAGCUCUGAGCUGUGCUGUGUCUGGGGGGAGGGAGGAGCACAGUUGAAUAUUCUCGAGGAGGUCACAAGUAAGAUGUUAAGAAGAUUACUUCUCUGCUAAUGCCAGGAGCUGUGGAAGUGUCAAUCCGCAGUCCAGUUGCUUGCUGGUUUAGUGCUAUGCUUUGCUGCUUUGGUGGAUCUGUUUUGUCUUCCUUGAUGCUUGGAGAACCUCCAGUAGCAUUUUUGGCAAAGACCACGAAUAUUCUACUGGCAUCUUCAGUCUGGUAUCUUGUGUUUUACUGCCCACAAGACAAAUUCUACCAGUGCUUUGCAUUUCUGCCUCUUCGGCUUCUGGUUGCAGGAAUGAAAGAAGUGACUAGGACUUGGAAAAUAGUGGCUGGCGUUGCGCAUGCAGACAGUCAUUUUGAAGAUGCCUGGCUUGUCAUGGUAGCUGUGGGCUGGGCCAGAGGAGCUGGUAGUGGCCUAAUCUCCAACUUUGAGCAGUUGGUGAGAGGAGUGUGGAAACCUGAAACCAAUGAACUACUGAAGAUGUCCUACCCUGUGAAGGUAACUUUGAUAGGAGCAGUUCUCUUCACUCUGCAGCACAGCCAGUACUUGCCAAUAGCAAGACACAACCUUAUGUUUGUUUACACCAUCUUUCUAGUAGUUUCCAAGGUAACAAUGAUGUUGACAAGAUCUACAGCUUCUCCAUUUGCUCCCAUUGAGGCUGCACUAAGCCAUAUGUUCUUCGGCUUGCAAAAACCACCAUCCAAAGUGAAGGGUGAAAGUGCUUCAUCUUCCAAUGGAUCUUCAGUCUGUGACCAGUCAUCCUCUGAGCAGCCCCGUGAUGGUGUUAAGAAGAGACAGGCAAAGAAAACAGAAUAAGUAGCUUACAAUACAUGAUAACCUGUGAAGAUGUUUAUAUUUAGUUGAGGCUGAUUGAAAUAUUUUUGUUUUAGUGAAAUGUAUAUGGGAUGAGGUUGGGGCUGUAUAAUAUGAUGGUGUUGUUUGCCUUCAGAAUGUGUAUUGUAUGCUUUUGGAACGUAUUCACAUGUCUUAAGUGCACAUGUUGGAUUUCUAAGUCUAAAAGUUCACAUUUUUAUAGUGCUUUUAAGUUCAAUAAUUUUUGUAUUUAUUAAUAGCUUUAAAUACUUAGAUGCUAAAAUAACUUUCAAAAUGUGACAGUCAGCUUUGCUAUUUUUUCUGGUAUGUCACUUGAUUCACUUCUCUUUUUUCUUCUUGAUUCUCAUGUUUCAUUUGGAUAACACAGACUUGCGCUGCCAAGUGUUCACAGCACAAUGUCCCAAGUAGGAAAGCCUGAUUAAGGCUUAAUCACAUUGCACUGUAAAGCUAUGAAAAUGUAUCACACUACUGCCUUUAAUUACAGAAAUAAUGGAAUUACUGUUUUAAUUCCCACUACACUGGUCUAGGCUUUCAUCAUUUACUUAAGUCAAUAUUUUUUGCAUUUUUUGUAUUUUUCAAAAUAAGAAUUAUCUGGCACUUUUAAAAAUUGUUAUAGUUAGGAAGUAGAAGCACUUCAGUAUUUUUCUUGUGGGCUUACUUUGAUGUUUUUUGUAAGUGUUGAAUAUUUAGCUAUUUCUUGUGUUAUAUGUGUGAUUUUUUUUUUUAAUGCUGUUUCUAGUGUCCUUCAAUUUGACUGGGAUGAGACUUCUCUGUGCCUGCACUUUUAUCUAGGCACAACAAGUUUUCUUCUUUUCAAAGUCAAACAUUCAGACUUUUUUUAAAAAAAAGAAUACUGGACAGAACAUAUGCCUUGUUUAUCACAAGUUAUGCCCUGCUAUACAUGCUGUUAAUACACACAAAUACUAUUUUCUAGCAGUUACCUCUGGUGCUAUUGAGGAAGGACAGCUACUACCAAAUGCACUGAAAGUAUAUAUUAAUGUUUGUUGAUAUUUGCUGUGUCCUGCUCGUUGCAUCUUUUUACAGACAAUAUGGAGCAGUUGUCUUACACACUUCAGAACCGAGAUCUUUAAUGCUUCACAGAUGUUGCAUUUCGUAAGAUUCUAAUAUUUUCAGAGAAGUCUUCAAUAUGAUGUGCCAUUUUUAGUAUGCAUUAAACUACUUUUACAGAAUGAGAUUCUUUGUCUUUGGAGAGUGCUGAUUUGAGGAGAAUUCUUGAAUAAAAGGACGUUGGUUAAUCUUUGUGCAGGAAUGCCAAGGAGAAUAUGGAGGAAGAUGUGAUUUGAAAAGGCAAAGUUCUAGUUCCAGGUACAUAUCUAAAUUUAGAAAAAAACUGUUGCCAGUGCUGUACUUAAAAAAGAAUCCAGGAAAUUUCUUAUGCCUGUCAAGCUACAUUUCCAUGGUAGUGACCAAAGACACUGACCUCCUUAGGCUGAAAUUCAACUGUAUAGCAAAUGUAUGCUACCUCAAAAACAAAGUCAGGGAUUCAGCACAGAAUAAAAAAGAACCUCCUACUCUUGGGACAAAGUAGUAAUGAUGUUCUUACUGUUCUACAGUGAAAAUCUUUCCAGUUAUACCCACUUGGGAGUCACACUUGCAGGGUGUCUUAGGGUUUUGAUGCUAGGACUCAUAGAUAUACAAAUAAACUUGGAGCAGCCAACUUUCUGUUUAAUUAUCUACUAGUUUCUUUAGUAACAUCAGCAAAAGUUGUCUACUGUUCCUAAAACUUCUGGAUGGAUUCUUUAAUUGAGUUGUAAUAUGAAAUUACACAGCUGUGAAACGCUGGCUGAUAACUGGCUACUCUUAUCCCAAACAAAUGUGAAAAUACACUUAGACUAAUUCUCUAACAAGUUUACAAUUUGAACAAAAAUAUAUGACUUUGUAUUCACUCAGUACUUAAAAACUACGAUACUAAAAAAAAUAGGUUUUCUUUUGUUUUACUGAAUAUUUUAAGGCAGAUAUGAAACAGUGUAUUCUGUAUUAUUAGGAUAAGGAGCAUAUGUUAUGCUAAAGGAAAUUCUGUGAUAAGCACCUUAAGAACAAACCUUCAUGUUUAAAGAUCUCACAGGCUUUUCUGUGGAAUGGGUGUUCAAAAGAACUCCACACUGAGUUACAUGCAAGUAUUAUGGGGAUUAUUAAGCUAUUUUUAGUCUGAUGAUUGUUUGUUGUUGUUGUUUUAAUAUAAAAAGAUAAUUAGUUGCAUAUGGUUUAAGCUGAAUUCCAUAGGAGGCUUUAAUACAGUGUAUCCUGGAUGCCUUAAAUAAACACUUAACUAUU
This is a messenger RNA of Gallus gallus (chicken), 3921 nucleotides long. RefSeq names its product transmembrane protein 38B (gene TMEM38B). The record is from RefSeq and is a predicted model, not a curated record. The coding region runs from base 844 to 1608 and encodes 254 amino acids. Gene Ontology annotation, cellular component: membrane. Gene Ontology annotation, biological process: potassium ion transmembrane transport. Gene Ontology annotation, molecular function: potassium channel activity; identical protein binding. Lineage: Eukaryota; Metazoa; Chordata; Aves; Galliformes; Phasianidae. The transcript has 8 exons.